GAGUCAGUCACUCACUGAACUAGAGGCAGAGUCGCUAUGGAAUUUCAAUGUCUUGAAAAUGUGGAAAUAACAACAAGACAAGUGAAUUCACAAAACUCACGUGAUAACAAUCAAAAACCGACAACAAUUAAUGUUUCACUUCUCGUGAUCUUUGUCACUUGAAACUCAAUUUUAUGUUCUUCUUCUUCUCUUUCUCAUAAGAAAAAAAAAUGGGUUCUGUUUCUUUGAAAAUUGGUGAUGGAACAGCAAGAUUCAAAAAAUCAACACUUUGUUCUUCAGCUGUUAACAUUCUCAUGAUCUUAUCCGUUAUCACAACCAAUCUUUUUGCUCUUUAUGCUUUCACUUCUUCUCCAAAAAACAACCAAACCGAACAACUUCACCAAGUACACAAAAACUUCUCUCUCAUCUCAGAACAAGUUUCACUUAUACUCAGAGAAAUUGAUCAAUCUCAAAAGAAACUAACCCAGAUUGAAAAACAGCUUCUUGGUUAUGAAAGUUUUGAUCUUUCAAGACCCAACAUUGCAAAAGAGCUUAAACUCUUUCUCAACCCUCAUAAACUUCCUUUGGGUAAAGAUUCCAAGACUGGAAUGACUGAAAUGGUUUCAUCUGUGGGUCAUUCUUGUGAGAAAUCUUCUGAUUUGUUGUCUCAGUAUAUGAAUUACAAAGUGUUUGGAAAUUGUCAAGAUGAUUGGAGUUUUGCACAGAAAUUGAUUUCGAAAAGGUGUGAGCCUUUACCUAGAAGAAGGUGUUUUGCUAAAUCUGUUUCUUCUAAGGUAAAUUAUCUUCAUCCUUUUCCAACUUCACUUUGGAAGCCUGUUAGUAACAAAACUGUUAAUUGGAGUGGUUUUAGUUGUAAGAAUUUUGAGUGUUUGAAUGGUAAGAAAUUGAAUAGAGGUUGCAUGCAUUGCUUUGAUUUGGUUAAUGGGUAUGAGAAUCAAAGGUUUGUUAAGUCUAGAAGUAAGAAUGAUUUUCUUGUUGAUGAUGUUUUGGCAUUAGGAAAUGGUGGAAUUAGAAUAGGAUUUGAUAUUGGAAUUGGUUCUGGAUCUUUUGCUGCUGUAAUGGCUGAAAGGAAUGUUACAAUUGUUACUAGUACUCUUAAUAUUGAUGCUCCUUUCAAUGAAUUUAUAGCUGCAAGAGGACUUUUUCCUCUUUUCUUAAGCUUGGAUCAUAGGUUUCCUUUUUAUGAUAAUGUGUUUGAUUUGGUUCGUGCUACAAAUACCUUGGAUGAUGAUGUUGGUAAAAAACAAGAGAAGUUGGAGUUUUUAAUGUUCGAUGCUGAUCGAAUUUUGCGGGCUGGUGGUUUGUUUUGGAUUGAUAACUUCUAUUGUGCUAAUGAAGAGAAGAAAAUUGCAUUGACAAGGUUGAUUGAAAGGUUUGGAUAUAGAAAAUUGAAAUGGGUUGUGGGAGAGAAAGUUGAUAGUGGUAAGUCUCAAGUUUUCUUAUCGGCUGUUCUUCAGAAGCCUGUUAGGGUGUAAACAAGUGAGAAUGUACUGUUAAUGUUUUUGCUUCUGAUAAUUCUCUCAUUCACACAACAAUUUGUGUGAAUGAUUUUGUUUCAUAAGAAGUGGAACAAGUGCAUGAAUGGCUGUGUUUCAAGUACUGUAAAAUGUUUUAUAUAUCUUCUUAUGGUACUAGUGAUUUUGUAGUCGAUAGCUGUAUUAGAAAACUAGAAGUAAAUUAUAAUUUUUUUAAGUCA
This is a messenger RNA of Medicago truncatula (barrel medic), 1696 nucleotides long. RefSeq lists its product as uncharacterized. Lineage: Eukaryota; Viridiplantae; Streptophyta; Magnoliopsida; Fabales; Fabaceae. Gene Ontology annotation, molecular function: methyltransferase activity. The transcript has a single exon. Bases 210 to 1475 code for a protein of 421 amino acids. The record is from RefSeq and is a predicted model, not a curated record.